AUUACAUAAAGUUUGUAGUUUACGCAAGUCAGCCGGGUAGACACAACUGCACAACCAUCUCAGUCGAACGCGAAACGCACGCGCUUUAUAAUUUGUACGGCAACUUACGGAAGAAAAAAAAAUUUUUUUUGUUCUAAAUUCACAGACAUUUUUUUUUAUUUUUUGUUAACAAAUAUCUCCAAUGCGAGUUUUCCGAGACCAAAGUUAUCCUAUUUCAUAUAUUGACAAGUGAUAAAAGAUAUAUCAUCGAUAAGGAAUCCGCUCAUUCCUAUUACAAAUGUUUACGAAUUGUGAAAUGUUUAGUUCAGCCGUAAACUGAGUCAUUAUGAUUUUAUAGAAGUGUCUAGUGUAGUGGACUAUCAAAGCUGUGACAAUGGUGAAAUGUUCCAGGAAGAGUGUGAAGGUUUCUGAUUUGUGGGUGCUUUCGAAUGAGAAGCUGAGUGAUUUUUAUUUAUCGUCAUGGCAAAGAGGAGAGUCGCCAGUGCCAAUGCUGGUGAUAAGGCUGCUCCUGGCAGCGGGUGCCACGGCCAUCCUCACGUGGUCUCUCUACUGCGGUGCUAGUCCUUACUGGCUGAUAUUCCUGACCAACUGGGGGGUACUGAUGGUCUUCAUUAUGACCUUCAGUGGGUUGAAUGUAUCCUUGUUUGCUAUAUGUAAGAAGCUUCCGGAUGUUGCCGAUGGAGAUCUACCGUGGUAUAUCAGUUUAUAUUGGCUCAUGUAUAACAUUGCAGUUACAAUAUCUUUCAUGAUAACAGGCCUUUAUUGGGUCCUUUUAUACGAUCCAGAACAGGAUGAUGAAAGUGGCCAUGGCUUUUGGUUGGAUCUGACUACACACGGCUUUAACUCGUGCAUAGUGUUCUGCGAGUUCAUAUUGUCACGAACACCCCUACGCUUUGUGCACAUUUACCAGCCCAUGGCUAUAGGCCUGUGGUUCGCCAUUUUCUCCGGUAUCUAUUAUGCUGCAGGUGGCACGGACAGCUUGGGAAACCCCUUCAUUUAUGAAAUAUUGGAUUGGCGAGAACCAACUCGAUCGCUGACCCUGAUCGCCGCUUCAGUGGCAGCUCUGAUCAUCUUGUUCACUUUGCUCUGGGGCCUAACCCUCUGCAGGGACAAGAUCUCUGUAGCUGUCAUCAGAACAACCAGCUUGGAUCUCCCGUUUACUCCACCUGAUCGUCUCUCGGAGACUGUAUAAGUACCUAUACUAGACGUUCUAGAUCAAUAAUAAUGCAUUUACAAUAACAAUCAGUAUGGUUUGCAAAUAAAGAAGGUUCGUCGGAUUGUAACGAGUUUUUAUAGCGUGUAAACCAGUUGAACCAGAACGCAAUCAUCGCAAGUUAUCUUUAGAACUUCAAUGAUUGUAUUUACGCAUGUGUACAAAUAUGGCUCAACUGUGUUAUUGAUAGCUGAAUAUAUGAUGAUAUAGAAUACUGUUUAUCACAGAUUAUACAGAUUUUAUUAUCUAGUACCUGUGGAUAGUUUACACGUCAUUGUACCAAAAAUAGAAAAAAUUGAGAUACGAUAUGAUUGCAUAGUAAGAAUAAGGUUGCCGUACUCUAUGGGUUGCCGUACCUAUGUGUAGGCAUAUAAGCUGUGAAUUACAAAAUAUUAGGGUCCAUUUUUUCAGUAAUUAGGUAUUAAUUAUAAAAAAACUUAAGUUGAUAAACGAGUUUCCCAUAAAAUUACUUUAAUGUGAAGGGGAUCAGAAUAGGUAUAAGUACCUAUAUUAUAUUUUUAUAGCAAUAUAAAAAUUUGUAAAUACAUAUAAAUAAUCCUACUCAAUAUACUUACUUAAAAUUUUUGAUAAAGGCGAGGCUCAAAAAAAUAUGCUCAAAUGUUUUAUAAUUUUUGACCUUCAUUCAAUUUCGUCUAAGAGAGAAAUUGCAUUUAUAAUGUAAGGCUUUAUUAUUUUUUAAUUUUAACAUUAUGUAUAAAUACUCUUAUACAUAAUAGUUGCAUUGAAUCAGCGACAGUAGAUAAAUACAUAAGUAACUUAAAUCAUUAAGUUAACUUAGAUCAUUGUAUUAAGUAGGUACGUCUACAUUAUCGGUUCAAACUAGCAUUUUAAUUUAUUGCAUUUUACCUUUAAAUUUACAUUAAGUUUUAUGUUUCCAUAAAGACAGGGCAUCGAUAAUAAAUUGUAUGAAAGCCACGAUCGCAAAAUGAAAAAUAUGUAAGUACAGUCUUUUGAUGACAUCAUAAGCGCAUGUAAAACGUGUAAAACUGAUUUCUGGCGGUCGCGGUGGCGACGCUAUAUGUUGGUAUAUCCCUUGUUAUGUCCAUAUUACUUUUACAAAUCGAUGUUAAUAUCGAUGUUUCACAUCUGCCAGGCGUCCCGUGACGGCUCACAUUUUUUUUAUAAAUAAGUACCUGCUUUUUUUUUUGUAUGUUUCGAUGCAAGCGCAAUUAUAUUUUACGCAUCGAACAAUGGGUAAAGGUUUAACUGAAAGUCAAUUUGGAAUAAUUUUGGAAAGUUAUUUCCUGAUAUUUUUUAAUUUUAUACAUGUAUGUAUAAAUUGUAUAAACAAGCCUUGAGAGCUCAAAAUGCAAUUUGAAAAUGUAAUAAAAGUUAGGUAUAUUUAAUAAAUAAAAUUUAAAUUUAAAACUUAUCCGUCAAAUACAUUUACAUAAUUUAUAAUGUUUGUAAGUAUAAAAAUUGUUUAGUCUUUUGAUUGGUUUAGUUAAACCCAGAAUACAUAGUUCUUUUUAUGCUGAGUUUCAAAAAUAAUAUGAGGAAAAUAUAAAGGCCUUGGAAAAUGUUGUUUGUUAUUGAUACUGAUUGCAAAAUAAAACGAAAAUUAUAUUUUUUACUGUUUUCAGCUCUCAAGCAAUCUUAGACUGUAUCUAAUUAUUAUAGGAAAAUGUAAAUAACGUCGAUGUAUUAAAGAUAUUUCGUAUAUUU
This is a messenger RNA of Colias croceus (clouded yellow), 2899 nucleotides long. Its product is annotated as protein rolling stone-like. The transcript has 4 exons. NCBI's taxonomy places the organism in Eukaryota, Metazoa, Arthropoda, Insecta, Lepidoptera, Pieridae. The record is from RefSeq and is a predicted model, not a curated record. Gene Ontology annotation, cellular component: membrane. The coding region runs from base 374 to 1192 and encodes 272 amino acids.